AUGGCCAAGUUUGGUAUCCAAGUUAGUAUGGGGCAAUGUAGAAGAGCAAAGAAGUAUACACUGAAACUUGUUGAAGGAAACCUUGUUGAACAUUAUGGUAAGCUAUGGUCAUAUGGUCAUGAGAUUUUAAGGACAAAUCCUGGGUCAACUGUGAAACUAGAUAUGGAGGAUGGGCCAGAUGGAAAGAAAUAUUUUAGCAAGUUCUAUUGUUGUUUUCAAGGAGUUAAACAAGGUUGGAUUGAAGGGUGUAGAAGGGGAGAAUUGCUUUGUGCUAUUGGGAGGGAUGCAAAUGACAAGAUAUAUCCUAUUGCUUGGGCAGUGGUUAAUGUGGAGAACAAGCAGAAUUGGAAGUGGUUUCUAGAGCUUCUCAUUGAUGAUCAACACUUGAAUUUAGGCAAUGGUUUCAGUUUAAUGUCAGAACAACAUAAGGGUUUGAUAGAGGCUGCUAAAGAGUUGCUGCCAUAUGUAGAGCACAGGCAGUGUGCUAGACAUAUUUUCCAGAAUUUGCAGAAGAGAUUUACUGGUGCCAUAUAUCAUACCUUGUUUUGGAGAGCAUCUAAAGCCACAACUGAGCAUUCUUUUAAAGUUGUGAUGAAAGAAAUUGAGACAUUGAACCCAGAAGCCCAUCAAUAUCUCAUGGAGAAAGAUCCUAAAACAUGGUCUAGAGCUUUUUUUCAAACUGGAAGGUGUUGUGAUGCAGUUGAAAAUGGGUUCUCAGAAAGUUUUAAUGUUGUAAUAGUAGAUGCUAGGAAGAAGCCCAUAAUAACCAUGUUAGAGGAGAUAAGAUUAUACAUGAUGGACAAAAUCUACAACAUAAAAUUAAAGGGACAACAAUGGGGAAAUCAUAUUUGUCCAGAGAUAAGGGAUAAGGUGAAUUUUCUUAAAAAAGCUCAAAGGCAUUAUCAGGUACUACCAAGUGGACUAAACCAGUUUGAGGUAAGGGGAGCAAUAGAUGCAUAUGAGGUGGACUUAGAAAGAAAAACAUGCUCAUGUAGGUUGUGGCAAUUGAAUGGAUAUGGAUGUGCUCAUUCUGUAGCUAGCAUAUCCUUUCUUAAUAGGGAUGUAGAAGCCUAUGUAGACAACAUGUUUAGCUACAACCACAUUUAG
Molecule: messenger RNA, 1107 nt
Organism: Lactuca sativa (garden lettuce)
Lineage: Eukaryota; Viridiplantae; Streptophyta; Magnoliopsida; Asterales; Asteraceae
Molecular function (GO): zinc ion binding
Source: RefSeq, a predicted model, not a curated record